GCAUUGACGAUAAUACGUCACCGAAGGAAACGUCGGUUUAGCCAAUGAGAGAGCGAAGAUUCACGGAACCGUCCACGCGUGUAUAUAAAGCCGGCAAAGUCCGCGUCGGCCAUUGUUCGAACAAACGUGCGAUAGCGUUCUUUGUGUCCAUUUGCAGAAGAAGAAUUUAUUGCGAAAUUAUCAAAUUUUGAAUCUCGAUUACGAGGAAAAUGGCAAAGACUCCGGCGAUUGGUAUCGAUUUAGGAACCACUUAUUCCUGCGUUGGGGUGUUCCAACACGGGAAAGUAGAGAUUAUUGCCAACGAUCAAGGAAAUAGAACGACUCCGAGUUACGUCGCAUUUACUGACACGGAGAGGUUGAUUGGCGAUGCUGCGAAGAAUCAAGUAGCCAUGAAUCCUAGCAAUACCGUUUUCGAUGCUAAACGACUUAUCGGACGUAGAUUCGAAGAUUCUUCGGUUCAGUCGGACAUGAAACAUUGGCCUUUUGAAGUAAUUAGUGAUGGAGGAAAACCAAAGAUUAAAGUUGAUUAUAAGGGCGAAAGUAAAACUUUCUAUCCCGAGGAGAUUUCUUCCAUGGUUCUCACCAAAAUGAAAGAAAUCGCCGAGGCUUAUCUGGGAAAGACUGUUACUAAUGCCGUCGUUACUGUUCCGGCUUAUUUCAACGACUCUCAAAGACAGGCUACUAAAGAUUCGGGUACUAUUGCUGGGUUGAAUGUGCUGAGAAUCAUUAAUGAACCCACUGCUGCUGCCAUUGCUUAUGGUUUGGAUAAAAAAGGAAGUGGAGAAAGGAAUGUUUUGAUUUUUGAUCUUGGUGGAGGUACUUUUGAUGUGUCUUGUUUGACCAUCGAAGAUGGUAUUUUUGAAGUCAAGUCCACUGCCGGCGAUACUCAUCUGGGUGGAGAGGAUUUUGACAACCGUAUGGUUAAUCAUUUUGUGCAAGAAUUUAAGCGUAAACACAAGAAAGAUCUUACUACUAAUAAGAGAGCAUUGAGAAGAUUGAGAACUGCCUGCGAGAGGGCAAAGAGAACUUUAUCUUCGAGUACUCAAGCCAGUAUUGAAAUUGAUUCUCUGUUUGAGGGAAUAGAUUUCUACUCCACCAUCACCAGAGCUAGAUUUGAGGAGUUGAAUGCCGACUUGUUCCGUGGAACGUUGGAACCGGUCGAAAAGGCUUUGAGAGAUGCAAAAAUGGACAAGAGUCAAAUACACGAUAUUGUACUCGUCGGCGGUUCUACUCGUAUUCCAAAGAUACAGAAAUUACUGCAAGAUUUUUUCAAUGGGAAAGAUUUAAACAAAAGUAUAAACCCCGAUGAAGCAGUUGCUUAUGGUGCAGCUGUUCAGGCUGCUAUUUUGAAUGGUGAUAAAUCAGAACAAGUUCAAGAUCUUCUUUUGCUUGAUGUUACUCCCCUUUCCCUUGGAAUUGAAACUGCAGGUGGUGUAAUGACUGUUCUUAUAAAACGUAAUACAACAAUCCCUACCAGACAAACUCAGACCUUCACAACCUAUUCUGACAACCAGCCUGGGGUUUUAAUCCAAGUUUACGAAGGCGAAAGAGCUAUGACGAAAGACAACAAUCUGUUAGGAAAGUUUGAGCUUACCGGAAUUCCUCCGGCACCUCGUGGAGUUCCUCAGAUCGAGGUAACAUUUGAUAUCGAUGCUAAUGGUAUCAUGAACGUGUCUGCCGUAGAUAAGAGUACAGGAAAAGAGAAUAAAAUUACCAUCACUAACGAUAAAGGCCGUCUUUCAAAAGAAGAAAUCGAGAGAAUGGUAAAAGAUGCAGAGAAAUACAAGGACGAAGACGAUAAACAGAAAGGUAGAAUUUCUGCCAAAAAUUCUCUUGAGAGUUAUGCUUUCAAUAUGAAGUCAACUGUUGAAGACGAAAAGUUAAAAGAUAAAAUUUCGGAGGACGAUAAGAAGAAACUGUUAGAAAAAGUGGAAGAGACAAUCAAGUGGCUAGAUACUAAUCAGCUUGCAGAGAAAGAAGAAUUUGAACACAAACAAAAAGAAUUGGAAGGAUUUUGUAAUCCUAUUAUUACAAAGUUAUAUCAAGCUGGAGGAAUGCCAGGUGGUAUGCCAGGAGGAUUCCCAGGUGGAGCACCUGGUGGUGCUGCUGGGCCUACAAGUGGAGGUGGAAGUGGUCCAACUAUAGAGGAAGUUGAUUAAAUAAUUUUCAAAAAUUUAAUUUAUUCGUUUAAAAUGUUGGAAAAUUUUUAUUUACACUACACUACUAUAAACAGCUUUUAAAAUUUUCAUAAAUACUGUAUUUAGCAAUUAUUCUUUUUCUAGUAUCUGUUUUGUUAUCA
Centruroides sculpturatus (bark scorpion) is the source of this 2299-nucleotide messenger RNA. Its product is annotated as heat shock 70 kDa protein cognate 4. Gene Ontology annotation, biological process: vesicle-mediated transport; protein refolding; cellular response to unfolded protein. The record is from RefSeq and is a predicted model, not a curated record. The coding region runs from base 210 to 2159 and encodes 649 amino acids. Gene Ontology annotation, molecular function: heat shock protein binding; ATP hydrolysis activity; misfolded protein binding. The transcript is spliced from 7 exons. Lineage: Eukaryota; Metazoa; Arthropoda; Arachnida; Scorpiones; Buthidae. Gene Ontology annotation, cellular component: plasma membrane; nucleus; cytosol.